This is a messenger RNA of Cottoperca gobio, 3994 nucleotides long. It is a transcript of the gene ccnf, whose product is annotated as cyclin F. Gene Ontology annotation, molecular function: protein binding. The record is from RefSeq and is a predicted model, not a curated record. The transcript is spliced from 17 exons. Bases 282 to 2627 code for a protein of 781 amino acids. Lineage: Eukaryota; Metazoa; Chordata; Actinopteri; Perciformes; Bovichtidae.
GGGCGGUCCUAGACUAGCUUUGGGGCCAGUCCAACAAGUAAGGACGCGUGCUUGAAUUUGAAUUCAGGCAGGAGCUAACAACUUGUUAAGAUAUUAGUCAACUGCUACAGCACAACAGAGGCAGAUAGUAGUAUUGUAACACUGUGUAUCUUAUUUCCUAGUUACUUUGGCUGUGAGUGUGUUUGUGUGUAACAGUAGUUAGUAUCGUCGGAACGUUUAAAUCGCUGCUCGGUGCUGUAGUUACAGACAUCAGGGUUUGAGGAGAGAUCCCUGCACUUGCAAUGAAAGCGGGCGUAGUCCACUGCCGCUGUUCAAAAUGUUACUCGGUUCCGGCUCGGAAGCGGGUCCGUAAGCGAACUCCAGCCCUAACCUUGCUGUCUCUCCCUGAGGAGGUCCUCCUCUGUGUGCUCCAGUGCCUCUCUGCUGAAGACCUGCUGUCUGUCAGAGCAGUUCACUCCCAGCUGCGGGACAUUGUUGACAACCACUCCAGUGUAUGGACUAGGGUCAGUUUCAGGGACACAUGGCCAUCCCCCAACACCUUAUGGCUAUUUGAGAGAGCUGCUGAGAAAGGGAAUUUUGAAGCUGCUGUGAAGCUAGGGAUUGCAUUUUUGUACAAUGAAGGACCGUUGCUGAGUGAUGAGGGGAGAGCGGAUGUAUGUGGACGCAAGGCCUCCCACUUCUUCAGCCUGGCAGAGAGUCUCCACUCUCCCACGACGGAUCCCUUCAUUUGGGUGUUCAUCCGUCCACCAUGGUCGCCCACCGGCAGCUGCUGUAAAGCUGUGGUGUUCGACCGCCUUAAGGCCGAGUGUGAAAAUAAUGCGGAGAAGAGAGGACCCUUGCUGCACUGUCUGGCCAGAGUUUUGCAGCUGUUUGAAGGCGAUGAAAGACGCUCAGAUGUCAUAUCUAUGUUGGAGUCGUCGUCCCAGGCUGGCUGUCUGCAAAGCUCCUACAUGUUGUGGGAACACAACCGGAAAGCAGCUAUGGCAGAUCCAGGCAGGUACCUCCAGUAUAUCCGAACCCUCAGGGACUACGCUGGCAAAGGAUGCUGGGAGGCACGGCUCUCCCUGGCUAAAGUGUGCAGCAGUGGGAACCCGCUGGGAUUGGAGUCAAAAGCCUGCUCUGACUUGGUGGCUCAGCUCUUCAAUUCCCCGAACCCGGCAUCACGACACUGCACUCAGAGCCUCCUGAGGCGAGGCAUCAAGGACACCAUGAGGUACAUCCUAGUGGACUGGCUUGUGGAGGUGACCACCAUGAAGGAUUUCUCCAGCCUGACGCUGCAUGUGACAGUGGGUUGUGUGGACCGCUACCUGGCCCUGCGCUCUGUGCCCAAGGCUCGCCUGCAGUUAUUGGGAAUUGCCUGCAUGGUAGUUUGUACACGCUAUAUCAGUAAAGAAAUCCUGACCAUACGUGAAGCUGUGUGGCUCACAGACAACACCUACAAAUAUGAGGACCUGGUUCGAAUGAUGGGGGAGGUUGUCUCUGUGUUGGGGGGAAAGAUAAGGAGCCCCACACUGCUGGAUUACGGAGAGGUGCUGCUGUCUCUGCUCCCUCUGGAAAGACGGACCACUUACAUGUUCAGCUACAUCUGCGAGCUGUCGCUGCUCUACUCUGCUCUCGCCACACCACCGCCUUCCAAACUGGCCUGCGCUGCACUACUGCUCACACGAGCACUACACCACUAUGCUCCCCUCUGGCCCGGCCAGUUGGUUGACUACACAGGCUUCACCAAGCAAGACCUCGCCUCCCUUUCUGUGCUGCUCUAUGUCAAGUGUUUCAGUCAAGACGUUCCCAAAGAUUACAGGCAUGUAUCUCUUACUGGCGUUAAGCAACGGUUUGAAGAUGACUCCUACCAGCACAUAAGCAAAGAAAAGGUGAUGGAUUUUAAAGAGCUGUGUCAGAUCUUGGAGAUUCCGGAGGUGGAGCCUCAGAUGGAGCCUCCCAGUCCCACUGGUCAACCAGCAGACAUCCAUACCUUCCUUGCCUCUCCCUCUGGCACCAACAAGAGGAGACGCGAUGACGUCAUGCAGGCCCACAGAGCCAGCUUUGUGGCCACACCCACAGCAGAGCUGUCUAAUCAGGAGGAGACGCUGCUGGGCGACAUCCUGGACUGGAGCCUGGACACUUCCAGUUCCGGUUAUGAGGGGGACCGGGAGGAGGAGAGUGAGGGAGACAAAGACGGUGAUUCUUCCAUGAUAUCCGUCAAACUGCACUCGAUGACCGACGCAGACAAAAGACUAGAGCACUGCAGAGCCUUGUCCAGUGACGAAGAUAGCUUCUCUGAAGGGGAAAGGGAGGGGAGCAAGGAUGGCCAAGACCAGGAACCCCUUACCUCCUCUACAGACCUUCACAGUUCAGGAUACUCCUCUGUCCAGAGUGUUAGCCCCUCAUCCACAUGCUCCUCCUCCUCCCUCAUGCCUUGCACAUUCAAGACCUUUGCCACUUCCCUGGGCACAGCCUCCGCCAAUCCCCAACCAGGCUUCCGCCUUUUGGUGCCCAUGCAGAGGCCGCGGGGCACCUCCGGCAAACAAGUAAAGAGGAAGAACUCAGCAACUCACAGUGGAGGUGAGGUGGAAAAAGAAGAGGAAGGAGACGAGUAUUCUGCCAAAGCGGGGUUUCUGAGCCUAUAGACUGUGGAUGUUUGACUCCCGCUCGGUUAAUAUCCUCCAGCACUUUUCUUUAGUUCUCGAUGCUGUUCCUCACGCCUGUCAGUCUGCACUGAGCCGUCAAUUUCCAGAAGAGCAAGAGACUUUCGAGAAAGGGAAAACCAAUGAAUUGCCUAGAAACUUGCCUCUCUAUUACAUUACAUUUUCAUGUUUACAAGCAGGGCACAAUAGAAUACCUCCCAUAAACCAAUAUUCACAGUCAGCUCUGUAACCACUGGAACAUUACUUCAGGAACUUGUUUGGUAGUUGUAGAAGACAUGAAACCUCAUGAACUUGUUCAAUGUUUAAAUCAUAUUGUGGAAACACUUUACACAUAGCUGUCAUGUUGUGAUUAUUUUGGUUAUUAUAGUUUCUGAUAAGCACUGUCUACAAGACAUGGUAUUUGGUGAAUGUUAUCAACGGGUGACGAAGGUCAUCUAGUUGAUGGAGAUAUCUGCAUCUGAAGCCUAAAAAUAAUCUGAUUGUAUGAAUUCCUCUUGUUCCGUUCUGUCCUUAGUUCCACGUGUGUUUGCCAAAGGUACUGUAGUGGUGUCGUAUGCGUUUUCAGGGGCAUUUAUUUAAAUGCAAACAGAGCUGUGAAAUUAGUUUUUGUAGUCUGCAUAUUUUAGAGUUUAAACCAGUUGUGCUGUUAAUAUUUUUAAAUCAAUAUUACUAAAAGCACACUAUAUGUCCAAUAAGGUGUGCUGAUUGAACUAACCGAGAAUCCCCAACUGGAUGAGUAUCGUACAAACCUCAGCCUUUCAUCCAGAUGUUUAGUGCUACACAGUCAUUAACGUUUCAACUGAAAUGUAAUGAGGCACUCGAUGUAAUGUGAAAUUACAUAACAUGGAAAAGUUGCAAUAACCCACUUUUCCUCCCAUCUCAAUUAGGUCUAGCACUUUUAUUAUCACAGAAACAGCGUAAUUCAAUGAAAUGUAACCAUUUCCACGCUUGAACAAUCAAUACUAAAGUAUUUUUGAAUAGAGUCGCGUUGCCUUCUUGGAGCGAAAGGGAAGUUCAGACACUAAAGGAAAUGUAUGACCUGAUGGGGUUUUGAAAGUACUGUAUGCCUCAUUCAGGACACGGAGUACACAAUGUCUGUGACUGACUGUAAAUACAUUUUAAACUGUUACGCAAGACUGGUUGUAACCUGUGUUUUUAUAAAUGUACAUAGUACUAUAUGUAUAAAUGGAGAAGGACAAAGAACGUGCCACUACUUGAACUUGUUUUCGCUUCAUUCCAAAAAGGCAGUUUUCUUUGUGAAACUUUUUCGACAGUGUUUUCUCACUAAACCUGUGAUGUGAAUAUGUAAUUUUGUAUUGAGUUAAAAAUAAAAGAAGCCAUCAUGCAGG